UGGGGAAGAAAAAGCAUAGCGGCCGAGAAGUUUUGGGCUGUCAGGCUGCAGCAGCUGUCAUUGGAACACUUGAUUCACAACACAUUUUCGUUACCAAAGUGGAAGCCAGAGAGGCUGGAUGGGCAAUAUUAACAGAAGCCAUGCUUGAGCGGCUGAACAAGUAGUGAAGGAGCCAGCCAGCAAUCAUGUUGAGGCAGGGCGGCCUUGAACUCGGUGAGCGUGCUCUUGCUGAGUGUGCUUCUAUUUGUGGAGUUGCUGGUGCCUUGUUGAGGAAAACAUAGAAAAUACAUCUGGAAACAACACUUCAGUGAAUUUAAGUCAAAAUGACUACCAAAAUCAUCCGAAAGACCCUCGAAGAAGCCAAGGACCUUCCCUUUGCGGAGCUGGACUUCAGUGAUAAGAAUCUGGUCCAUUUGGAAGACAUGACUAGGAUGUGGGACAUGAACAACAUCACCAGACUCACUUUGGCACACAACAAGCUUACUGAAAUUCCCUCCAAUAUCGCUUAUCUAGUCAACUUGGAGAUAUUGAAUGUGUUUAACAACGACUUGGUCGACGUUCCAGAUCUAUGGAAACUAAAGAAACUCAGAAUCUUAAACUUGGGAAUGAACCAACUCCAUAACUUCAAGGUGCCCACGGGUUCCAAUCUGUUCCCAAUGAUGGAAAUUUUGGACCUUUCUUACAAUAACUUGACCGAUGAAACAUUCACAGAAGGGUUCUUUACAAUCGAAUCACUGAGGGCUUUAUAUCUAAGUGACAACGAGCUGGAAUAUCUUCCUCCUCAAAUCAAACAACUUUUCAACCUGCGGAUCUUAGCCCUCCGCGACAACCAGCUGGCCGAUGUUCCCCAAGAAAUCGGAGAACUGUCGAAUCUACGCGAGCUUCAUCUCCAGGGUAAUCGCCUUCAAGUGCUUCCUCCGCAAAUUGGGCACAUGGACUUCCUCAGCCCAAGAGCCAUCCUAAAAUUGGAUAGUAACCCAUGGGUGCCUCCCAUUGAAGAUCAAUUGGUCUUAGGUGUGAGUCAUGUCAUUGAAUAUGUUCGAUCGGAUACGUACCGGUACCUAUUUGGCCGGCAUAUGCAAGCCAAUGUGCCUCCUCCAGAAAAGUCUGAGCGUGGAUCAAGACGUCUAACGCGGAAGAACUCCAAGGCCUCUCUGAAUGGUCGUUAAACGUGGCCUUUGAAACAUGUACAGAAAUCUCUAUGGUGCUACAACUGCCUCCAAUCCAGACAACUUUGCAGCUUUCAGUAAACUGGCAGUAAACCUAACCCCAACGCAACUGUUCACAAUCUUACAAAUUCGAAACAGUUUUGAUAUGAUUAUAUUUAACUCGAGAUCUAAAACCACGCAUGUAUUAAUAUUAAUGUUUAUAAUAACGUUGUUAACAAUGAAAAAAGAACCAAGUAAAAAUCAACGUGAGA
Tigriopus californicus is the source of this 1420-nucleotide messenger RNA. RefSeq names its product ras suppressor protein 1-like. Lineage: Eukaryota; Metazoa; Arthropoda; Copepoda; Harpacticoida; Harpacticidae. Bases 324 to 1169 code for a protein of 281 amino acids. Gene Ontology annotation, molecular function: protein binding. The transcript is spliced from 4 exons. The record is from RefSeq and is a predicted model, not a curated record.